UCGCAACCUGUGGGGUCGCUGCUCUCUCCCUCCUGGACCUGACACUUCAACCCCACUUCUGCUGGCCUUUCCCAGCGGCCCAGGGAACGAGACCCAGCGGAUCGGCUAUUCCCCAGCCAAUUUAUUGCCUGUGGCCCGGGAUGAACGCCGCAGGCGGCGGCCCCACAGCCACCCAGGAGUUGGAGUCAGCGGACGUGCCCCUCUGCCCGCCGCUGCCCUGGCCCUGGCCCUGUCCGGCAGACGUGCGGCUCUGCGGCCACCUACGGAAGCAGAAGUCCCAGCGCCGCCGGUUCUUCGUGCUGCGGGAGGACCCGCCGCGCCUCGAGUGCUACGAGAGCGAGAAGAAGUUCCGCUCAGGCUGUAGCGGCGGGGCGCGGCCCCGGCGCAGCGUGAGCCUGGCGGGCGCGUGCACCAUCAGUAAGCGCGCGGACGCGCGCCAGCGCCACUUGAUCGUUCUCUACACGCGCGACAGCAGCCUGGGCGUCGCAGCUGCCAGCGAGGCGGAGCAACAGGUGUGGUACAAUGCCAUGCUCGAGGUGCGCGCCGCCGCCGCCGCCGCCGCCGCGGGUCCCAGCUCCCACGAAGACCCCGGGGCCUCGAUCCUCGCUCCGUUCCAGGACGUCUGGCCUGUGACGCUGCGGCCCAAGGGUCUGGGGCGAACACGAGGCCUGGGCAGCGGCGACUACCGCCUAUGCCUGGGUUCCGGGUCCCUGAGCCUACUGCGGAAGCCGGGGGGCAGAGGAUCCCGGGACACCCAGGGAUUGUCGCCACCGGCCCUGCGCCUAUCCCUGCUCAGCGUGCGCCGCUGCGGCCACGCAGACUCUUUCUUCUUCCUGGAGCUUGGCCGCUCGGCGCCCACGGGUCCCGGGGAACUGUGGCUGCAGGCACCCGAUUCUGUGGUGGCCCAAAGCAUCCACGAGACAGUCCUGGCCGCUAUGAAGAGACUCGGAGGCAGUGGUGCCAGUGGCAGGCCUGAGCCACCGUCCAGGGAUCCUCCAAAGAGCAUCUCCAGACCCCCUGUCCCCCAAACUUAUGAAUCCCCAGCCUCUGCAGCCCAGCCAAGAGGCUUGGUUGAGAGGAUGGAGCAAGCAACCCUUAAGACCUUGGCAAGGCUGGGAGUGGCAGCUUCGUACCCCAAGGAGUCCGAUGGGGGUGCGGGCUACAUUACUAUGGGAGCCAGGAGUGACUAUGAGCACAUGGGGGUUAGAGAGGCAGAUGGCUAUGUGGUAAUGGGGCCCUCAGGUCUUCCUCUCGCUGACAGCGAUACUGCCCACCAGACCCUUCAAGAUUGGGGAGGCACAGAGUACAUGCCCAUGAAGAGCUUUCCACCAGAGCGCUUUUCCUACAAGUCCAAGGCCCAGAAGCCUGCACCAGAGCAUAGCGGCAAAAGGGACGGCUGGGGACCUGCAGUUGCUCGGCCCUGCUCUCUGCCGCCGUCAAAGCUGGCUGGGGAGUAUGUGUGCAUUAAGUAUGGGGCUCCAGACUUGGUAGAAAAGGACACUGCUAGGCUGGCGCCCUCCGAUGGCUACCUCAAUUAUGUCGACCUGGACCUGGUCCCUCCUCUAGACGCUCGUGGCCACGGCCCAAGGGCCGGCCCGCACAGCUACGCGUGCAUCGAGUUCUAGAACCUCUGGGAGGCGCCAGUGAGCAGACGGGGGCACUGGCCAGCGGAAGAAUGUGAAACUCGCCAAAGUUACCAAUGUCCCCCAUCCCGCUCAUGCUUUCUAACACCCCCUACCGCGACUAAAAGGCCAAAGUCUUGACCUCCAAUCUGAGACUUGCAGAGGCACUGGGUUGCCCCUUGGCCAGCUCUGUUCUUUUAAGGGAGAGAAUUCUAGAACCUCUUCUACCUCCCCCCAACCCCACACCUACCUCUUCCCCAAAUUAUAAACUUCUGGACUUUCUCAAUUGAAAGCCUGAUCCUGUUUCCCUAAAGAGUUCUAGAGAAUCAGACUCAGGUGGGCUCUUAGGCCACAGAUGAAGGUUCCUGUUUGGCUUGGUGUUCCUGCACACACCUGCGGCGCCUUAGGGUGAAUUCCUGGGGCCCUAGCUCAAGAAGAAUGGAAGGAUCUUAAAACACCUGGCCUCCUUCUUAGUCCACCUCUCCCAGUCAAGCAUAAGCCAGUAGAGCUGACCAAGUCCUUGCUUCCUAUAGGUUCAUCCCCAACUCUGCACUGUGGACCAUCCCCCACCUAUUAAAGGUACCCUGCUGGGUAACUGUCCUA
Marmota flaviventris (yellow-bellied marmot) is the source of this 2225-nucleotide messenger RNA. RefSeq names its product insulin receptor substrate 2-like. Gene Ontology annotation, biological process: insulin receptor signaling pathway. Gene Ontology annotation, molecular function: phosphatidylinositol 3-kinase binding; insulin receptor binding. Lineage: Eukaryota; Metazoa; Chordata; Mammalia; Rodentia; Sciuridae. Gene Ontology annotation, cellular component: plasma membrane; cytosol. The record is from RefSeq and is a predicted model, not a curated record.